Panicum hallii is the source of this 1071-nucleotide messenger RNA. RefSeq lists its product as uncharacterized. The transcript is spliced from 3 exons. Gene Ontology annotation, cellular component: mitochondrial matrix. Lineage: Eukaryota; Viridiplantae; Streptophyta; Magnoliopsida; Poales; Poaceae. The record is from RefSeq and is a predicted model, not a curated record. Bases 16 to 849 code for a protein of 277 amino acids.
CCCCUCCCCUCCGCCAUGGCCUUCGUCUCCGCGACUGCCGCCGCCUCCGCCUCCGUCACCCUCCUCAACUCCGUCCCGUCUGCCGUACGCGCGGGCGCCGGCGCAUGGGCCUGCCCGCAGCCCCGGCGGACCCUCCUGGCUCCGCUGCACGCGGCGAAGGGCGCCAAGUCGGUGCCGGUGGAGGUGGUGCUGGAGAGCAAGGUCAAGGGCAAGAAGAAGAAGGGAUCCGGCGCCGGGAACCUCCCCGGAGCCCUCGACGUCGAGAUCAGGGAGGCGCAGGAGUACCUCGACAGCGACGAGCAGGAACCUGUUCCAGACAAUUUCCCUUUUGAAAUCCUUGACGAAGACGGUAUGAGCGUGGUUAUUUUGAAAAGGGACUACAAGGAUGAGAAGAUUGAGGUCGUUGUCAGCAUGCCUAAUUUAGAAGGGGGCCCUGAGUUUGAUGAUGAGGAUGGUGAGGGCGACAGUGAGAGUGCUGGCAAGGAGGAGGAUGAUGAUGAAGAAGAUGAGAGUGCCGCAGAUAGUAGCAUUUCUUUAAAGGUUGUAGUCUCCAAAGCCUCUGGCCCAAAGCUUGAGUUCACUUGCACAGCCUUCCGUGAGGAGAUCACCAUCGAUGAUAUGCUGAUAGUAGAGAAAACAGAUGAUGAUGAUGGGGAAGAGAAGUUCCCGUACGAGGGCCCUGAAUUCACGGAGCUCCCUGUGAAUGUGCAGAAAGGCCUGUUCAAGUACCUGGAGCAACGGGGGAUCACGCUGCCAGCUACCAACUACAUGCACGACUACAUGGUGACCAAGCAGGCACAGGAGUACAUCCGGUGGAUGAGGAAGCUGAGGGCUUUCGUCCAGCAAUGAGGAACAGAAACGUGAUUCGGCAACAUUGUUUUGGUAGCCUAGCCUUAGUAUGUGUUACAGGAAUAUUACAAUUACGCGAAGCUUAUGACUCUCUCUAAAGGAGAGGGAAAGAUGUAUCUGUCUCGAUGAACCUGUAUCAGCUGGCGAAUCAGGAGCAUGUAGAUCUGUAGCUGCAUUUCAAGAAAAUUAAGAAUUACUGGUUACUUCUAGCUUUAGCUGUUA